AUGAAACCUGUCGGAGAAUUGCAUUUCCGAUUCUGUAUCCUUGGACCCUUCGAGACGUGUGUCAUGACGUCGAUGGCGUCGGCGGCUGCUCGCUCAGUCGUCGCCGUCCUAUGCGUCUUCACAAGAGCCGAUGCCAAAGUCAAGGACAAGUUUUGGGGAUAUCUCGACGAGAUGGCAGGUGAGGGGAAGGAGAGAAGCGAUGUGACAACCGUUGCAGAGAUACUCGACCGUGGCGCUGGUGUGCAGAAUGAGGAUUGUGGCGGUAAGCGUGACGUGAUGUCUAUCAGUCGCGCGGAGUUCGACUGGGCCCACCUACAGGUGCGCGCCUACGGGGAUCUCUCCCACAACGUGUCUGGGGGGACCCUCAGCGUCAAGAUGUACAAGGGCACGGCUGCCGAAGGCUCGUCGUGA
Messenger RNA from Prorocentrum cordatum, 411 nucleotides. Lineage: Eukaryota; Dinophyceae; Prorocentrales; Prorocentraceae. The record is from the annotation of a GenBank genome assembly.